CGGCCGCGCCGACCACCGCGUCUACCGUUAUCGCGUGCGCGAUAAUAUCCGCAUAUUUUCGAAGAUUUGUGGCCGGCGCGCGGAUAGACGUACGAUCGCCACCGAUCGACGAAGGAGAGAGGAAUUUUCGGCUCGCUCGAUUAAAUCGCGAAUGAGGUCGGUGCACCAACGAGUGGCAUGCGAAAUAACGUAAAAAAAAGGCUCGCUGCGUACGAAAGUGUGAUAUAUCCACCUUUGAUUAAUUAUAAUCAAUUUUUAUUUAAUCGAAGCAAUUAAUUCACCACAAGUAAACGCUUUCCUUGGUUUUAAUAAAUUACAUUUAUAAUUUUACGUGAUGCCGAAAAUGUAAAAAUGUGACCAAAUAUAAUAUCUCCUGAAAGAAGUUCAAUUACGUAACAAUAUCCUUCGGUUCGGUCAUUCACUGGUAUACUUCAAUCGUGAAAUCGUAAUAACUUUGUCAUUGGAUUAUAAAGAGGGAAUAAAGCACACACACACACAUACACGCACAUAUUUCACGUUCCGCAAUGGUACUCGAGAUCAUAAACGUGGGCACAGAUGAGCGCGGCGAUGCACAGCGGCAUACUUAGGAUCCCCUUCCUGUCGAAACGCUGGGAGAUAGAGGCCUCUGAAAGAAUAAAGAAGAAGAGCGGCAAGAAAAGAAACUGGCGGCUGGCAGGGAAGCUAUGUGCGCAAUUUAACGGGGAUUACGACCUUAGCCACUUAAGAAGUCGCGGUAGUAAUCGGCGGUCUUCGAACGGGCCCCCUCAAGAGCCGGGCCUCGAGCGGGCCUCGCUCGCGCCUUGGACGGGCCCCUUAAGCGGGUCUUAAUCGAACCACGAGCUAGAGGCGGCCAGCCUGGCGUACCUGAUCCGCCUGAGCCAGUCCCGACGUAGAGCGCGGACGACUAAGGCUAAUCCUGAGACUAGAACCGGCUGGGAUCGCGUCGCGGACUCCGUCUCCGGCUCGGCGCAAUCGGAUCGGAGAUAUCGAGAAGGAAGGCAUCGUCCCGGAAACGAUAUGGGAAAGCCAUUGCACCUGAUUAUAAUAUUGCAACUAUCGUCCGCGUUCGCUUAUAGGUACGAUCCUUGGUAUGGUCGCGCGGAUACGCAGCGUCCGGUCGACGUGAUCACCGACGUCGUCAACGAGCUCGGGGUGAGGAUCCUUCAGCAAUAUUCGACGCGGGGAAACGUCGCGUUCUCACCCACGGGGGUCGCCUUCGUGCUGGCGGCGCUCUACGAAGGAUCCGCGGGUAGAGGAAGUCAACAAAUCGCCGAAGCCUUAGGCCUACCAGCCAACCGAGAUGUUACCAGGAUCGGUUUCAGGGACAUUCACCGACGAUUACGAAGCUACCUUAACGCCGAUGGCUUCCUGGGCGGGCUGACGCUAAGCAGAGAGAACACCAGACUCCGUCCCGAGUAUGAAGACAUUCUGAAGUUUUACGGCUUCGAUCUGUCGAGUAUUGGGCAAGAAGCGAACGUUACCGUUAGCAUGGGAGACUCGUCAGGUAUAACCGAACUUCCGACGUCCACAGUCGGCUUAACCACGCUCCCAGCAGGGAUGGUAGACACUGGGAAUGUGUCGGACAUGACAACGACGAUGUUAACGGGUGCUAUCACGACUCUUCCUCCGGCUGGUGCGGAAACAACAGUCGUUCCAUCGACCGCGGCAGACGUUACUCAGCAAACUGUCACGAUGGCACCAACGGGUGCAACCGAUGUACAAUCGACAUUGACUCCGGUCACCAGCGCCGGAACAGUUGUCCAAGACACGUCGCCGACGCAAUCGGCAAAUUUCUCAACGACAAUUACUUCCGGCGAAAGUGUCCAGCUGACUCCGUCCACUGGUACGGAAACUGACGCGGGUUCGCCGAAUACGAUUACGCCGAUGGUAAACACAGACAACCAAACGAUUCCUACUACAACAACCAUAGUCGAGGGCAAUCAGGGUCCGCAGACUUCCUCGACGGUUGCAGCCAACGAUACUGUAACAAGUGCUAGCGUUCCUAACGAGAGUGUUCAAGUAUCGACUAGCGCGAGUAUGGCAACUGCGACCGAUACUAACAUGAUGGGAUCGAUGAGUACUGAUGUUCAAGUACCUUUAACUUUCACUGCGAACACCGAGGUACCAACGACAACAAGUAUGUCGAGUUUGGAUGCGUCGAGUACUGACGCAUCGGCGGCUGCGAGCACAAUCGUCGUUAACAUGAUGCCCGCUAAUACGUCCGCACCCAACGCGACCUUGAGUACCGUUACUGUGAAUUCGUUAACUACUGUGGUACCAGCAAUCUUGGAUAGCGCAAACGUGACUAUCCCGAGUCCCGUUACCGAAACGAUGAUAGUGAACGGCGUUGUUUCACAAUCGAAUACCGAGACGUCGACAGACACUCCGGCCGGGAAUAAUCCAGGAAUGACCGCUGCGAAUGACCUCGCAACGACGACGAUGACCAAUAUUGACGGUGCGGUCAAUUCUGCGACGACCGUGGUAUCGCCUAUUCCGGGAACAAACGCGACGUCGGGCAAUCUUGCUGGGAAUAACUUCACAGUCGCGAAUUCUACGAUGAGUUCCGUGGAUAAUCGAACGGUCGCGUCUCUCGUGGAUGAAAAUACCAUUUCGAUGAAUCGAAAGAAGAAAGAUCUGACGGAUAUAAUUAACAACGAUACCGUUAAAGACGAGUCAACGGACGGAUCGCCGAAUCUUCAUAAACGCGAAGCAAGAAGCCCGCGUGGAUACUUUUCUAGCUACCCAGACGAAGGUAUCUGGAUGCAAGAUUUAGAGAUUUGGAAAUCGUAUAACACGGUAAAUCCGGGUGAGUCCUCCAUCGGAGAUUCAUCAGCAGAGAUGUCGUUUUUAGUGAACGGUUGCGACGUUUCCUCGGUAUCGGCUUCGAGAUACAUCGCUGUGUUGCCCUUCGCGUACUUCCCAUCGCUGCAGGCUGUCGCGCUCGAAUUUCCUUUAGACGAUCCCCGAUACAACAUUAUACUUUUCAUGCCCACGGAUAAAACGGACACGCACCGGCUGGCGAGGGAUCUCAGCGGAAAGUCAUUGAGAUUGUUGAGGAAGCGAUUACAGCCUACUUGGGUCAGGGCCACUAUACCUUCGUUCAUGCUGCGUGGUUUCGUCACACUGACGUCAUUUCUGCAAAGGCUGGGAAUCCUGGAUGUGUUCGAGCCGAGAGUGGCCGAUUUAUCGCCCAUGACAUCCGAUCUCGGUGUAUACGCCCGGGACGUGCAACAGAGUAUAGGAGUCAAUAUAAGGAAUUAUAUGAAACCCGACCGGACCCAUUCUCGUGAGUCGCCUAAUGUCGUUCCACCUCGAAGGGAUUAUUACCGAUAUCUACCGCCAGGCAAUGGUCUGUUCGAGAGAGCUGGACCCGAACCCUUUACAGCUUUACAUCCCUUCCUUUAUUUCAUCGUCGACACCGAGACUUCAGUGAGUCUAAUUGCCGGUCGAGUGGACGAUCCGCUUAAUUCGAGAAUAUUGUAGGGACAUAAUUUACGAUCGCUAAGA
Messenger RNA from Temnothorax curvispinosus, 3507 nucleotides. RefSeq lists its product as uncharacterized. Lineage: Eukaryota; Metazoa; Arthropoda; Insecta; Hymenoptera; Formicidae. Gene Ontology annotation, molecular function: serine-type endopeptidase inhibitor activity. Bases 1018 to 3483 code for a protein of 821 amino acids. The transcript has 7 exons. The record is from RefSeq and is a predicted model, not a curated record.